CCGGCCGAUCGGCUGCUGUACGCGAAGACGGCCAGAUCGACUCACUGACGUGGUCAACGGGAUCUGCUGCAAACAAUUGCUGCUGUGAAAGCAGUGCAUGAACGAAUAAACUUAGCUUAAAAGCGGCUACGAAGCAGCCAAACAUCUAUUUCGUUCAUACAAAUCAAAAAUCUUUGUGUAGUGAUCUUCUGGCGGACUGGACUCAGGGUCUCUUACCAAUGGAGGACGGCUGCUUCACGCUAGCUGCCCCUCUCGAGGAUGGUGACGUUCAGGAAAUGUCUAUUCGGUCGGAUUUCGAAAAGUGUGAUUUGAAACGUCAGACAAAAGCUCUCGAGCAGCUUAUCAACAAGAUGAUGCAUGGAGAGAAAUUUUCAUCUGCAAUGUUGAUGUCAGUUAUACGAUUUCUUCUGCCAACAAGCGAUCAUACUAUCAAGAAGCUGCUGUUGAUUUAUUGGGAGAUUGUUCCUAAGCGCGAUGCCAAUGGUAAGUUACUACAGGAGAUGAUUCUUGUCUGCGAUGCUUACCGGAAAGAUCUGCAGCACCCUAAUGAGUUUAUUCGCGGAUCUACGCUACGUUUCUUGUGCAAGCUUCAAGAGCCAGAGCUUCUAGAACCUCUCAUACCUGCUAUGACGGCUUGUCUCCAGCAUCGCCAUAGCUAUGUGCGCAAAAACGCUGUCCUGGCGAUUCUUCAAGUGUAUCGCAACUUCAGCCAGUUAAUCCCUGAUGCUCCUGAGCUCAUUGCCGAGUCCUUGGACAUCGAACACGAUCAAUCGUGUCGGCGAAACGCAUUCCUGGCGCUGCAGAUGCUUGAUCCUGACCGGGCGCUUAAUUAUCUCGCGGAGAUCGCUGAUCAAGUUGAGCGGCUAAACGAGCCCCUACAGCUAAUAAUCAUCAAGUUCAUUUAUGAGGUCUGCCACGCCCAGCCUUCGGAGCGGGGCAAAUUUAUCAAAAUGGUGUACUCGCUCUUAAACUCGACAUCGCCUUCUGUGAAGUUUGAAGCGGCUGGCGUUCUGGUCACUUUGAGUCAGGCUCCCGCCGCUGUACGUGCAGCGGCCGGCGCUUAUAUCGACCUCGUCGUCCGCAGUGGCGACAAUAAUGUAAAGCUCAUUGUGCUUGAUAAGCUCAUCUCACUGAAGGAUGAGCAUGGAAAACUGCUUCAGGACAUUGUUAUGGAUUUGUUCCGCGUGUUGGGAGCUUCCGACCUUGAGGUGCGCCGCAAAGCUCUGCGCCUUGCUCUUGACCUAGUCAGCGUAAAGUAUGCACCUGAAAUGGUCGGUGCAUUGGGAAAGGAAAUAGCCAAAAGCGAAGGGGCCACGGCUGACAACACAGAUCAACGUUAUCGAGAGCUGCUUGUGAAGACACUUCAUCGUUUGGCCGUCAAAUACCCUGAUCUAAUGCAAGAGGUCGUUCCUGUGGUUCUGGAUCUUCUGUCAGACUCUAACGAAACCGUCGCUGAAGCAGUUCUCACUUUUGCACGCGAAGUUCUCCACAAGUUCGAACAUGCACGAAGCCUUAUCAUUGGUAAACUUAUCGAAGUGUUUUCACUAAUUAAUGACGAUGCGACGACUCACCGUAGUGCGCUUUGGCUCCUUGGCGAGUACUGUUCGACACCCACACAGAUCCUGGCAUUCAUCGACUGCGUUCGCGAUGGUCUUGGUGGCCUGCCGUUAAUCGAGAAUGAAAAGGAAGGAGGAAUAGAGGAUGACGAUGAUCAGCACGAUAAAGACAAGGACAGUAAAGUAAAUGGUUCAGCUGACGUUCCUGUCACGGUGACCCGAGUAACCGCCGAUGGAACGUACGCCACACAGACGGCGCUUACAGUAGAGACCAAAGUCGACAAAGACAAGAGGCAGCCAGCUCUACGGCAGUACCUGCACGAUGGUGACUUCUUUAUCGGUGCCGCCCUCGCGUCCGACCUAGUCAAGGCUUCUCUGCGGUAUGUCCAGCUCGAACAGGAUCAGAAAGCGGUGAAUGAAUUCAUUGCUUGCUCGAUGCUGAUAUUGACGUCAAUUUUGCGUUACGGUCAAUCCGAUAUUCCGAAGAAGCCGAUUAGUGAAGAUGAUGUCAAGAAGAUAUCGAUGUGCCUCAAGGUGCUCAUGGAGAACUUGUAUAACGACCAACUAGACUUAGUCGGCCAGACCCGUGAGGCGCUUGACCAUAUGCUUGCUAUCAAAAGUGAUCAGGAAUCUCGAUUAGAGGAGAAGGCAUCGGCUGGUUCUCGAGAAACGCAGGCCAACAAAAAAGAGACGAGUACAGGGGUAGAUGACGGUAUAUUAUUUGGCUUAUUGACGCCGAAAGGAGGCGCGAGCACUCAAAAAGAAAACAUUUUUGAGACGUCACUUGCGCAGGCCGUUCAGGGAAGCCGAGAAAUCAACACAGGCGAUUUGCUCAAGAACUCGAAGCUGUCAAAAAUGACACAGCUGACCGGUUUAUGCGAUCCGGUUUAUGCGGAAGCCUACGUGCAGGCUACAGAAUUUGAUAUCAGUUUAGAUGUAGUUGUCGUGAAUCAAACAAGUGAUAUGUUGCAAAACUGUUUGCUUGAACUCGCAACUCUAGGUGACGACCUGAAGCUUCUCCAGAAGCCAACCUCUGUGACACUGGCUCCUUUCGAUUUCUGCAAUAUGAAAGCUACGAUCAAGGUAGCAGCUGCCGAUAACGGUACAAUAUUCGGCAAUAUCGUUUACGAUGUUAAAGGAACAACAAAUGUGGUCGUUCUUAACGACAUUAAGAUCGAUAUUAUUGAUUACAUCGUGCCAUCUGUCUGUUCUGAUGAGGACUUCCGCAAAAUGUGGGCAGAAUUCGAGUGGGAGAACAAGGUUUCGGUAAACACUACUCUCUCGGACCUUAACGAAUAUUUGCAGUCGCUGAUCAGCGCCACAAAUAUGGCGUGUCUCACACCCGAACGGGCACUACAGGGUGACUGCGGCUUUUUAGCAGCCAACCUGUACGCGAAAAGUAUUUUUGGCGAGCAUGCCGUAGCUAACGUGUCAAUCGAACGUCACUCCAGCUCGCCACAAUCGCAAAAUCGGUACUCGCACAUCACCGGACACAUUCGCAUUCGUGCAAAGAGUCAAGGUAUGGCGAUCUGCAUUGGCGACAAGAUGAACCAAGUCCAACGUCAAGCUAUACCAGUGGUUAUGCAGCCCACGGCGCAACAACACCAAGCCCCCAACGCACAAUUACAACAAAUGCCUCCUAUGGUACAGGCUUCUGCGUAAAAUCCAGCAAGAAUACAAUGAAGAACCAACGCAGUCUCUGACAGCGACGGCAGAAAUAGUAUGAAUUAGUCGUCAGGCGAUGGUAAUAACGGGAAGAUACUCGUACAAAUUGGACUUUACAUUUGCAGGCUACAUUGUUGAUAUAUUUAUUACGUGUGCUUGAUUGUUUCAAUACUAAUAGACCAACCAGCCGUGGUAGCCCUAGAAAACCCUAGGUGUUGGAAGGACUAGUUUAGCAACAACAAUAUAAACAUAUUGGAAUGACAGAACAAGUAGAUUCAAUGUCUAAUCAGAAAUUUAGGGGACGAUCGGUGAAGCCUGAGACAAUGCAGAACAGAAGCAUUGACACUAAACUUCCUUGUGGUUGAUUUGUACUGUUGACUAACACACGCGGUUGCCUUUUACAUCAGGAGUUACAUAUGAUUUCUGCGCAUCAAUAUUACUAUAAGCAAAUCGACCUUUGUAUUAUUCCUCGGCUUAUACAAUAUUAUUAUAAUAGUCAUAUUAUUAUAAAAACGGAUAAUGUUCUUCAAAUUUGCGUACGAACAUUUUUGCUUGGUGAUAUAGAGGACGAGGCCGGUUGAAGAAGAACAGCGUGUUUUUUAUUUCCAAAGGCCGAACAAUCAGUCGAGUUGACAGUUGCAGUGGGAAAACUAGGAACUGGUGUGUGAGGCUGAAGCGUUCUUCAGCAGCAUGCGUGGUAUAUAAAUAUAGCUAAGUGACGUAUGGAUAUCAAUAUAAGUUGGCGACCACGACCGAACCAGCUCGAGGCGGUGGUAAUAAAGGGUGCAACUGUGCUCUGAAGGGUUUUCUGUAGCCAAUGAUCUUUUGUUCCCCUACUGACAGCCGAAAAUAUAAAUAUAAAUACUACAAUGUGUUUGAGGUUAAAUGAGACACACGUGAAUAGAAGCAACAGCAGGUAAGCUGUCCGUUGAUGAAAGUCGCUAUGGAAUAAUGGCAUAGUAAAGGAGAAGAGGCGAACGAGCCAAGGACCGUUUUGGUAACAAGGCAUGUGCCGUUCAGUUUAUUUUUAAAUAAAUACCAUUUUAUCAAACUGUGUA
Molecule: messenger RNA, 4279 nt
Organism: Varroa destructor (honeybee mite)
Lineage: Eukaryota; Metazoa; Arthropoda; Arachnida; Mesostigmata; Varroidae
Gene: betaCOP
Product: coatomer subunit beta
Biological process (GO): endoplasmic reticulum to Golgi vesicle-mediated transport; intracellular protein transport; intra-Golgi vesicle-mediated transport
Cellular component (GO): cytoplasm; COPI vesicle coat
Molecular function (GO): structural molecule activity
Source: RefSeq, a predicted model, not a curated record